Messenger RNA from Leptomonas pyrrhocoris, 867 nucleotides. RefSeq lists its product as hypothetical. The coding region runs from base 133 to 867 and encodes 244 amino acids. The record is from RefSeq and is a predicted model, not a curated record. NCBI's taxonomy places the organism in Eukaryota, Euglenozoa, Kinetoplastea, Trypanosomatida, Trypanosomatidae. The transcript has a single exon.
GGUGCACGUUACGCUGCGCAUCUCUUUUUCUGUCAAGCAUUUACCGUACGUACAACACCCCCUCCUCGCUCGUGUUUAUGGUGAGCUGAAAGAAACUAUUACAGCCUCCUCUUGGACGACGCAGCAACGAAAAUGAGCUAUAGUCGCGAAGAAAUCGAAGAGUUCGAGGCCACCAUCGCCGCCCACAACAUCGUCCCGGUCGAUACGUUGCGGCAGACGUUUUUCGACGACCUAGACGCGUCCUCCAAGGUGAACCCCAACCGCACCCGCGCGUCCACCGCGAAGAUGGACGCAGAAGAAGAGCGCACGAUGUUCCAGGCGCUGCGUGAAGAAACGUUUAAUUGUUUCGGAGGCCAGCAGCUUCCAGACGAGCGGGAUAUCGACGUUAAUGGCAACCGCCAACACCUUGUAAACAGCCCGCACGGAACGUCGCAGUGGAGGCGCGAGGCCUCCCAGUCGCACCGCUCUGUCGGCCGCCCGUCCGCCUCGCUCUAUGAAGCCGGCCAGUCCAGCGGCGACAAUCUCCCCUUCGCGCGCGCCUCCUGCGCUGUCCUCACCAACGUUGUUGCGGGCUCUCUUCUCGGCAUCGCGCUGAAGCGCAUCACCAGCGUGGCGGCCGCGAACCUGAGCGCCAUUCUCAUCGGCACGCAGUUUCUCUGCUGGAGCGGGUACGCGACGGUGCGAUGGGGUGCCCUUCUCCACGACACCCUUUCAUUCAUCGUGCGCGGCUACCACCCAUCAACGACAGAGCCGCGCAGCCGGCUGGCGCAAAAACGCGAGCAACUGCUGUUCACGCUCACCGCAACGAUUCCGCGGCGUGCCUCGUUCUGGGGCGGCGUUGCCGUCGGCGUCGUUUGCCUUCAGUGA